Bursaphelenchus okinawaensis is the source of this 1315-nucleotide messenger RNA. The record is from the annotation of a GenBank genome assembly. NCBI's taxonomy places the organism in Eukaryota, Metazoa, Nematoda, Chromadorea, Rhabditida, Aphelenchoididae.
AUGCUCCAUGAGACUUUAUUUGGAGCGAUAGAAGUGAACGAUGAAGACUAUUUAUAUUAUUAUAUUGUGGAUAAAUGUUCUUUGACGACGCAUCAGUUAAAGCUGGAUGUUAACACAACAAAACAUUGUUUUUGGUAUAACUUGCAAUACGUUUACAUCUUUAACGUCACGUUUGGCAAUAUCUUCAGAUUUGACUUAAGAAAAAAGGUAACAGUUUAUAAGUUUUUUUAAAUUCUACAACUUAAUUUUUUAUUGUAUUGAGUAUAGUAAGCAAGAUUUUUUUCGUAGUUUAACGGUCGUUGUAACGGUAUGCCAACCUUUGUAGACAACAGAAUACUGUGUUUGUUAAAUAUGUGUAAUUUGGUUUUUCUUUUUCAUAUUUUAUUUCUUUCAGCACAUUGACUGCUUUUACCUUUCCAGCAACAUGCAGUUGCCAUGUCAAUCGUCAUGUAGUAAUCUCUUGAAGGAGGUUGAAGGUCAUGAGUAUCGGUACAAUAUCUUAGAACCGGAGUAUCAUCAAAUUAUGUCAAUUUUGAAGAGUACUAAUGAGUUUCCUGCGAUGUUGUCGACGUUGUACUACGGUUAUGCCAUUUCAGUUGUCGGUGAGGGUACAGACAUUUACAAAGUCGAUCAAGAUGGCCUAAAACAAAAAAAGUUUAAAAAGAAAGUGGUUCAGGCAGGUUAUUUUUCAAAUAAUACAUGAGUUUGUGACGAAGUAAUUGCAGAAAUAGGAUACGAUAUUCGAAUUAGAGGUAUUUUUAACAGUAUUUUUGUAUUUUAGGUAUCUUGUGGCAAUGGCCAUAUAAUUAUGUUAUGUUCUGACAACUCUGUCUACUGUUCUGGUAUGGGAAGUAGAGGCGAGCUGGGACAAGAACAGAUUGUACCACAUUCAGACGAGCCCUUACUGGUGCCGAUUCCAUUUGAAGAUGAUAAUGAGAAGAUCAUUAAAGUGAGGGCGGGCGGAUGGCACAAUGUGGUGCUGACUGACGCUGGUAACGUAUACACAUGGGGGUUGAACGACCAGGAUCAAUGUCGCCAUGGAAGUCAGGUGGGUUAUAUCACCGUCACUUUAGUUUGUCGUACUGUAAUUUCUUUAAAAAUGCUGGUAGGAUACUGUAGAAUUGGUUCUAGCGCGGGUUUUAAAACAGUUAAUAAGGCCAUGUGUAGUAUUGUACAGAGGCCAUGUGUAUUGAAAGGUACGGUAGCUGAGACAUUUUAGGUUACAAUACAAAAGAUGCCUUGUUUUGUGGAGCUUCAGAAGCGGGUUCAUGAUAUCGGAGCAGAUCAGAAGUCUACCUUUAUUACUUACGUCUAA